AUGGCUCCGGCGCCGUCGGGUGCUGCCGUGCUGGGCACCAUCUACACGCUCAUUGUACUGGCAGCUCUGGUCAUCGCGGCGCGCAUUUAUCUUCGCAUCGUCAUUCAGAAGCGAAGACUGCUGGCUAGCGAUUUCAUCAUGAUACUGGCCUGGCUCUCAGCGGUAUCGACGUCAGCUUUUGACAUUCUCCUCAAAAAACACGGAGCAUUAGAGGCCCACAUUAAUUAUACUCUCACCAACUACGAGGCAGACUCAGUAGAAGAGUUUGAGCAUGUAAUGAAGAUGAUUUGGGUCUCGGUCAUCCCAUUCUUCACUACGUUUUACCUCUGCAAGGCUGCCCUCGUUUCAGUCUACCUCCAACUAUUCCCACCAUUCAUGAAGAAGAGAAGGAUGUUAUUGUCAAUCAAGGAGCCAGAGAAAAUAUGCCCCGAAGAUGAUCUCAAGCUCGUUUUUGAGGUAGCUUGGGCCUUGCACUUCACGGGAAGUCUUGCUCUCUUUGCCCUUCCUUUUCUUAUCCUGCACAAUUUAAACAUGAGAACCAAAACCAAGGUUGGAGUCUAUUGCGUCUUUCUUCUUGGACUCAUCGACAUUUCCUUUUCCUUGACACGGUUCUUGAUAGUUCUGCUGAGCAACGAUGGUAGCUUUCGGGCUAUCACAACAAUCGAACUAUGGAGCGCCUUGGAUGUUUAUGUCGGCCUCAUCAUUGCUUGUCUCCCCUCCCUUCGUCCCUAUCUCCGCCGCAACUUUGGAGCAUCUUACCAAUACGACUACAACGAGUCAGGAAGGGUCACGAAAUCGACAAUCACUCGAAGGCCAGGCCAAAAUGGGUUCGAGGAGCUUGGCGAAGGUCCCUACGCUGGACCUUCAACCGGUGGGAGCAGGGCGAUAGUUAGUCGUCAUGCUGCAGAGUCAGCCGAGUUUAGCACCGAUGGCGAUGACGACAAGAAGAGCAACAGGAGCGAUAUUGAGCUCGUUAAUAUUAACGUUGGAGCUAAUGGUAAAGAACGAGCCCAUGCUUAA
Molecule: messenger RNA, 1020 nt
Organism: Fusarium keratoplasticum
Lineage: Eukaryota; Fungi; Ascomycota; Sordariomycetes; Hypocreales; Nectriaceae
Exons: 6
Coding region: 1-1020 (339 amino acids)
Source: RefSeq, a predicted model, not a curated record